GGGUCGGGACGCUGCAGCAGGAUUGUAUGUGUAGGAGGCCGUGGAUUGCCAAGCUCCUGCUGGGUAGUUAGUGCAAGACAGAAGCUGUGGGCAGCGAGAUUGAAGUUGCAGUGGAAGUGGAAGUUGAAUCCGGACAAACCGGACAUGGGCCUCGCAGACUCCUCUGUCCUCGCGGGAAGCGUGCGGUCAGCCCCAAUGGCUCCAACGGAGUUCAGCCGCUACUUCCCAUCACCAACACAACCACCACAAUGGCAACGAACCUAUCGUCCCCGACCGACGUUGCCCUCCAGCAAGCUGCGUCCGCCGAACCCUUACGGGAACUGUUCCCUCCCAUUGAGCCCUACGACUCCGGCUUCCUAAAGGUGUCGGACGUGCACACCAUCUACUGGGAGGUCAGCGGCAACCCCAAUGGGAAGGCGGUAGUCUACUUGCAUGGCGGGCCUGGAGGCGGUACAUCUCCUAGUGACAGGAGAUACUUUGACCCCGCGACCUACAAAAUCGUCGUCUUUGACCAACGUGGAGCUGGGAAGUCUACUCCUCUCGCUUGUCUCGAGGAGAACACUACUUGGACGCUGAUAGAUGAUAUUGAGACGAUCAGGAAUCAUUUGAAAAUCGACAAUUGGGUUGUUUUUGGCGGAUCAUGGGGAAGCACGCUUGCCUUAUCCUACAGCAUCACCCACCCGGAUAAGGUCAAGGCGCUCAUCCUGCGUGGCAUCUUCAUGCUACGCCAAUCCGAGCUCAAGUUCUUCUACCAGGACGGCGCAAGCCACCUCUUUCCCGACUACUGGGACGGCUACCUGGCCCCUAUCCCCCCCUCCGAGCAUUCCGACCUCAUGGCCGCCUACCACCGUCGCCUGACCGGCUCCGACGAGCACGAGAAACUGGCGUGCGCAAAAGCGUGGAGCAAGUGGGAAUGCGCGACCAGCCGGCUGUAUGUGGACAAAGUGAAUGUGGAGAAGGCGGAGAAGGACAACUUUGCGCUGGCGUUUGCGAGGAUCGAGUGUCAUUAUUUCGUCAACAAAGGAUUCUUCGACCGCGAUGAUUGGAUUCUUCACAACAUUCCCAAGAUUCAGCAUAUCCCAUGCUUCAUCGCCCAAGGCCGGUACGACGUCGUCUGCCCCGCGCGAUCCGCCUACGACCUCAAGAAGCGGUGGCCGGAGGCUGAGCUUCACAUCGUUCCUGAUGCGGGCCAUUCGGCGAAGGAGGAUGGGAUUCGGUCUUUGCUUGUUGGCGCUGCGGAGAAGUUUAAGAAUCUUUGAGAGACUUGAAGCAGUCUCUUGUGGAAGGAAGAAGCGUCGGUUUUAGGGACGUAGCAUAGUGUUUGCUUCCGUAUGUACAGUUCAUUGAGAGGUAGAAAGUGAGGUACAGUAGAACGCUUAGGAUAUCACACGCAAUUUGACGCGGAGCCUGGCCACACGAUGCUCAAUUGUUCCCAUGCUGUUUGCACUUCCCUGUGAGUGUGCAUCCCACACCCGAAGA
This is a messenger RNA of Fimicolochytrium jonesii, 1479 nucleotides long. RefSeq names its product Alpha/Beta hydrolase protein. Gene Ontology annotation, cellular component: cytoplasm. The transcript is spliced from 10 exons. The record is from RefSeq and is a predicted model, not a curated record. Bases 249 to 1259 code for a protein of 336 amino acids. NCBI's taxonomy places the organism in Eukaryota, Fungi, Chytridiomycota, Chytridiomycetes, Spizellomycetales, Powellomycetaceae. Gene Ontology annotation, molecular function: aminopeptidase activity. Gene Ontology annotation, biological process: proteolysis.